Brienomyrus brachyistius is the source of this 5213-nucleotide messenger RNA. Its product is annotated as sterol regulatory element-binding protein 1-like. The transcript has 19 exons. Gene Ontology annotation, cellular component: nucleus. Lineage: Eukaryota; Metazoa; Chordata; Actinopteri; Osteoglossiformes; Mormyridae. Gene Ontology annotation, biological process: regulation of transcription by RNA polymerase II. The record is from RefSeq and is a predicted model, not a curated record. The coding region runs from base 227 to 3277 and encodes 1016 amino acids. Gene Ontology annotation, molecular function: RNA polymerase II cis-regulatory region sequence-specific DNA binding; DNA-binding transcription factor activity, RNA polymerase II-specific; protein dimerization activity.
GCUGGACUGCCAUGUGUUUUGUAGUUAAGGAGGCAGUCACUACACAUCCAUAGUGUAGAUGCUCUCAGCCUAUAUGUUUGCCUCCAAUUUAAAUUAAAAGUUUAAGAUCAAUGAGGACCGUUUUAUUUGGAUUGCUUUUUAAAAAGUCGUUUUUGAUAAGCUUUCAAGAAACAAGUUGAUUUAGAACUUUAUAUCAUAUGCAAGCUACAAUACAUUAAAUAUUAAUAUGGAUUGCACUUUGGAAGAUAUGCUGCAGCUCAUCAAUAACCAUGACAUGGAGUUCUGCAGUGUUUUUGAUCAUCCCCAGUUCACUGGAGGUGCCGCUACUCAGGACUUCAGAGCCCCCCCCGAGUCCAGUGCUCCUUCAGCCCCCAUGUCAGCUUCCACUCUCCAUCCACAGUCGACUGCCACCUCACACUUAGAUGCCCUGCUGGAUAUUCCUGACCCCGCUACCCUGUACCAGCCCCCACCCCCUGUGCAGUCUCCUCUUCCCCAAAUUUCAACCCCCAGUCACCCCAAGCUCCACCAAACCAUGUUAUCCGGUCAUACGCAGUGCUGGGAGGCCCAGGUUUCAUGCGAUGCUGCAGAAGAUGCAGACUGUCCUCGACAGGCGCCCUCUGUCCCAUCUCAGCAGCAGCAGUCGCAGCUUGCGGUCAGCCAUCACAGUGUGGACGAGUACUCAGCGGUCCGUAGUCAUCAUUCUUCACAGCCCACCUCCAGUCUUACAGCUCCUCUGCAGUCAGCCACAUGUGCAGCCCGGGUUCAAGGUCCAUCCACCGAAUCCCUGCUGACCACAUCGUCAAGUCCCUCCACACAGAUUUUUUCCCAGCACGCUCAGCAAGUUCCUGUGUUCCUCCAGCCCCAGUUCAUCAAAACAGACUCAUUGUUGCUGACCUCCCUUAAGCCCGACAUGGGUUCCAUGAAGCCUCCUUGUGUUACAUGUGCUCCUGUGCAGACUACAUCUCUACAGGCUCUGAUAAAUGGUGGCGCUAUCUUGACCACUGUGCCCAUCAUGGUGGACGCGGAGAAGCUCCCAAUUAGCCGCAUAUCUUCAGCUGGCAAACCGUCAAACAAGGGAGAGAAGCGUACGGCCCACAAUGCCAUAGAAAAGCGAUACCGCAACUCAAUCAAUGACAAGAUCAUUCAGCUUAAAGACUUAGUUGCUGGAACCGACGCCAAGCUGAAUAAGUCGUCGGUAUUGAGAAAGGCGAUCGACUGCAUCCGCUUCCUCCAGCAGUCUAAUCAGAAGCUGAAGCAAGAGAAUAUGACUCUCAAGAUGGCCACCCAGAAAAACAGAUCUCUGAAAGAUCUGGUGGCCCUGGAGGUGGAGGGCCCGGCCUGCGGCGUGACGAGCGAGCUGCUCACGCCUCCACCCUCUAAUGCCGGGUCACCUAUGCACUGCAGCUCCUUCCCCCACUGCAGCAGUGACUCUGAGCCCAGCAGCCCUUUCGGCGGGCUGGUGCUUAAGCAGCCGAAGGUCUCCCGGCGUGAUGUGGCCAUGAUGGAUCGCUCCCGCGUAGCACUCUGCAUCUUCACCUUUCUCUUCCUCUCCCUGAAUCCAAUGGGGUCCCUGCUAAGCAGGGGGAUGGGCGGUACGGGUACUGCGGGCACCACAGGGUACACAGGGACCAGUGGAUCAAGCCGCACCAUCAUGAGUGUGAAAAAUGGAGGAAACGUGGAGGCGGCGGUGUGGAUGCACCCGGCGGUCCCUGUCCUCUCCGCCUGGCUUCUGAAUGGCCUGCUGGUGGCUGCCGUCCUGGUGUGGCUGCUGGUGUACGGGGAACCCCUGACCAGGCCCCACUCCGGCUCAUCUGCCCUGUUCUUGAGGCACUACAAGCAGGCCGAUGAGGACCUCGCCAAGGGAGAUUUCGCCCGGGCUUCACAGAACUUUCAGACUUGCCUGGAGGCUCUGGGGCGCCCCCUGCCUGCAUCUAAGCUGGACCUGCUGUGUGCCGUCCUCUGGGCAGGACUGAGGCUGGGCCUGCAGUGGCUGUGGGUGGGUCGCUGGUUGGCGGGGAAGGCGGGCAGCCUUUGGCCGGAUCCGCCCUCACAGAGCGACGGUCGUGCCAGCUGUGCAGACGCAGCCCUUGUUUACCACCGGCUGCACCAGCUGCACUUGAUGGGAAAGCUGGGAGGUGGCAGCCUCUCUGGCCUGCACGCAGCCCUGAGCGCGGUGAACCUGGCCGAGUGCUCGGGGGACAGGCUGGCUGCGGCCACACUGGCCCGGAUCCACGUCUGUGCCGCACUGGGAGUCAAGGCCAGCCUGCCGCGGGGCCUGCGCUUCGCCGCCUGGGUAUUCCUGAGCAGUGCGCGUCGCGUCUGCCUCGCCCCUGGCUCCUGCGUCCCCCCAGACAUGCGCUGGCUCUCUCACCCCCUGGGUCUCCGCUUCUUCAUGGACGGGCAGUGGACUGUGCACGGCUCUCCAAGGGACAGUGUCUACAGCCAGGCCAGGAGCAAAGCGGAGCCCCUGGCCCAGGUGAUGCAGGCAUUUCGGGAGCACCUUCUGGAGAAGGCCCUGCUGUGUGUGCUCUCCUCACCAAAGGACAAGACCCCCGGGGAGGGAGAGGGGGAGUAUUGCCAGGCUCUGGAGUACCUCCAGCUGCUCAUCAGCUUCUCAGACGCUGAGGUCUCCAUGCAGUCUGUGGCCCUGGGGUCCGGCCUGGCAGCAGUCACUGGAUGCGACAUCCACUCCAGAUGGUGGGCCUCUAGGAUGGGGGUCAUGAUCAGUUGGCGCCAAGGAGAAAAAGAUGCUGCAGAGAAACUCUGUGCAGCUGUGGAGGACUUGCCUGUGAGCCUGCAGGCACAGGAGAACCCUUUGCCCAGAGCCGCCCAGUUCACAUUCAGGGCGAUACAGGCCAUCCAGGGCCAAAGGGAGAACUGGCAGCUGAGCCUAGGAUACAGUGAGAGGGCUAGCGGGCUCCUGAAGGACAGCCUGAGCCGGGACCCCCCCGGCCGUGCCGGGGUCAUUGACAAGCUACUGCAGGUGCUGCUGUGCGACCUGCUCCUGGUCACGCGUUCCACCGUGUGGCACCGUCAGCAAGGCUCCCUGCCCGGUGGUCUCCUCCCGGCCCCUGUGCAGCAGCUUCACGGCUUUCAGCAGGACCUGAGCUCCCUGAGGAAGCUGGUGCAGAGCUUCAGGCCUGGCACACACAGGCUGUUCCUGCACGAGGCCACAGCGAGGCUGAUGGCGGGAGUCAGCCCCGUACGCGGCCAGCAGUACCUGCGCCUCUGCCUGCGGCGUCGCACCACGUCGGCCAGCACGUCAGGUGAACCUUGAGAUCUGAUGACAGGACGGCCAGGAUGCUCCGUUAGCGACACCUGCGUGGGGGCAGUCACUUUUACUGUCGCUCAUAUCCCUCAUUUGCUGAAACUUACUAUGUUUUGGUAGUUACUCAAAAUUUAUGAUGUGUAAUAUUGCAUUUUCUAUUACACAUACUAUUUAAUAUUGUAUUCCUCAUUUGAAUAACACCAUUUCAUUCUGCCUUUCAUAAUUAAUAUGAAUUCAUACGAUUUCCUAAUUAAGUGUUUCUCAAGCCAGUCCUCGGUGACCCCUCCCAGCUCCCAGCACACCGGUACCACGCCCAUACCCAGAAAUAAAUUUCAUCCAUCCAUCCAUUUUCCAAACUGCUUAUCCUACUGGGUCGCGGGGGGUCCGGAGCCUAUCCUGGAAGUAAUGGACACGAGGCAGGGAGCAACCCAGGAUAGGGGGCCAGCCCAUCGCAGGGCACACUCACACACCAGUCACUCACACACGCACACCUACAGGCAAUUUAGCAGCUCCAAUUAGCCUCAGCAUGUUUUUGGACUGUGGGGGGAAACCGGAGUACCCGGAGGAAACCCCAUGACGACAUGGGGAGAACAUGCAAACUCCGCACACAUGUGACCCAGGCGGAGACUCGAAAUCGGGUCAGAGAGGUGUGAGGCAACAGUGCUAACCACUGCACCACCAUGCCACCCCCAAUAAAUUUCAUGGGGGGUCUAAUAAAUUUCAAAUUUACUAACUGGCUGCAUGUCCGAUCAGUAACAAAAAACAUUCAGGCUUCACACUCUGUGUUUUACUCUGCAUACGCGCCUGACCUGCAGCAGGUACUCGGCAUCCUUGAUGGCCUGAUUGCUUUCGUUCACUUGUGCUGGGAGAGGGCAGAAACGCGGACCGUCUGGGGCUCCCCGGGGACUGGCUUGAGAAACACUGCUAUGAUUAGGGCAGUAUUUACGUUUAUCAUGUUGCACUCAUCCUUUGCAUUGCUUUCUUCCUGUGGUAUCCUUGCUGCUUGGCUCCUCUCGAUUCAUACUUCAUGCCAUACUCAUGCUUAUGAAACUUUACUCCAUUUACGCUGCUGCUCCCUUGUGUCGCUGGUGCAUUCGUCUCUCCCCGUGAAUCCGCUGGUGUCUCUGCAGAGGAGAGCCGAGCGAGGCCAGGCCCCUGACAGCAGGCCAAGGCCGCGAUGCUGCUGUUCCGCUAUCUGCCCCCCUGCUUGCUGUCUCCUGUCACCCCCCACGUAGCUCAUGCUGAAACUGAACCGUCACACCCAACUCCCGGGGAGAUUUACCAGCCCACCAUUUUAUGCAGCUGCCACUAAACACAUAUAUUUAUAAUUGUGUAAAUGAUAUAAAUUUAAAGAAUGGAACAAGAAUGCUGUUUUAAAUUUAAUGUACAUUGUUCUGAAAUGAAUAAUUAAAUGUGAUCCUAAGGAUAAUGGAAUUUUUUAAAAACACAAUGUGUGACUUAAAUGAACUACCAUUGAAAACAUCCAGUCUUAUUUUCUCGUACAAUUGAUUUGCAAUUUUUGAUAAACUCGCUGCAGUGACAGCAUUUUGCCACUGUGUGGUGCACGGAAGCUUGUAGUCAAGAAGAGAGGGGGGAUUUCACCUUAUCCUGUGUUUUUGCUGCAGGGGAUAAUCUGUGUAUCAGCCUGAUGCACAUUUGAAAAUAGUGAUUUAUGUUUGCAGUCUGGAAUCACGUAGAACUGGGGAUUUGACUUAAGAGGUUUGGAUCGCUGUUGGUGAAACCUGUUUAGUCCCACAUUCACCUGUCAUCGGUGCUAUCUUUCUAAAAUGGAAUGAGUUCAUAUCGGUUGCUUUUAAUUUUAUAAAGCUUUCACUUGAAGAGAUUUCAUUUUUUGUGCAAGAUAAAGCCUGCUGUAUUUAAUUUCCCUAUCUGUACAAAAGGAGCUAGGUGAUUUUAAGCAAUUAAUAAAUAAAAAUAGUGGUUA